CGCUGAACCAUCGUCCAGAAUCAGUUCACCUUUUCAGUUCACACUGUGAAGACCCAAGAAACGUAAGAUGGAAUUCAAAUUGUGCUCGAUUUUAGUUUUGAUAACUUUGGCAUCAUGGUCCGAAGCGGAAUCACUCACUACUAGAUGCAUGCGUGAGGAAUCGGCAAAAUGCAUCAUUCCGAACAUCGUUGCUACCGAUCGGACGGAUGAAAUAAUUUUACCCGAUCUUUCGAACAAAACUAUUUUGCAUAUAAAAAGUGGAAAUCUGAGUUCCUUCAACGAAGCUAUUUCAUCACAGUUAAGAAGUGUCGAAGUUCUACACUUGGGAAAUUUAGGAAUUAGGGAGCUGCAUCUGGGGUCGCUCCUCGUCGAAUUAAGUGCGGCAAACAAUGAAAUAUCCGUCAUGAAGAUCGACUCUAGUAUGAACUACUCAAUUAAGCUGUUAUACUUAGCGGCAAAUCGCUUAUCCAGCUUAGAUGGUUUUGAGAGAUUGGACAACCUCAUUGAACUGAAUCUGAGGAGUAAUCUUCUGGAACAAAUCAAUUUGAAAACGUUUGAGAAGAUGACCCUGUUGAAAGUCCUGAUAUUGGAAGACAAUCAGCUGACAGCGAUUGAAGCUACCAGUCAAGUAACAUUGCCGACGUUGGAUUUCCUUUCUCUAGCGAGAAACAAGUUGCAUAAAUUAAACGUCUCCGAUUGGGAUUUUGAAUCCCUCACAAAGUUGGAUGUCAGUUCCAACCAGCUAAUUGAAAUUAGCUCCAUAGAUGAUCAUUUUCCUAGCCUUCUACAAGUAUCCUUAUCGGCGAAUUCAUGGUAUUGCACAUGGUUGGCAGAAUUGCUGGUAAACCUCACGACUAACUAUGUCACUGUUAGCGACAGCGAUAAGGACUGUGAAGGAAUUUCUCCCGCCAAUAUAUGUUGUUUGGCAGAGAUCGACACCAGCUCUUACUACGAUGAAGGUUUCAAACGGCUGGACGAAUUGGAGCUGAAGCAAUCGCAAAUGCAUAAAAGUAUGCAAAGCCGAAUUCAAAAUUUGGAAAGCAGUCAAAAUAGAAACUUGAACGAUAUCAAGAGCCGUCUGGAGCAGUUGCUAACGAAAGAUGCAAGCACACUUACGAUCGCUUCUUUCGACACCAUGGACAAAGACGGAUUUUCGAUGUUUAAAGGAAAGGUGGAAAAUUUGAAGAAAACUAUGGAAGAGGAGGUUGAGAAAUUCGAGAAGCGCAAUAAGGAGAACAGUGAUGCCCAGCGAAAGCUCGGAAUCGCAAUAGUGGACCUAAAGCGUUCAAUUCAGUCGGAGACCAAGAAAAUGCAGGAGCUACAAACUCAGUUCACCCUGUUGAAAGAGUAUGUUUUAAAGACAUUGUCGAAGAAAACGGGGUUGUAAAGUAAGAAAUGUUUAAACUCGGACGGUUAUAGGUCAGGAAAUACUAAAUAUUAAAUAAAUGAAUUUUGAUCGAGAAAACUUGCUAGAAUAGGUAAAAGUGGUAUCAUUUCAAGAACACACAAAUAUUUUUAUUACUUCACUUUAUUAAGUAGACAUGAAAUUAGCAUCAAAACUCUCUUUAAACUUUUCCAAAGUGUUUUUCAAAUCCGAAAUUGGUUUUCCUUGUGCUAGCAAUUUGUU
Sabethes cyaneus is the source of this 1627-nucleotide messenger RNA. RefSeq lists its product as uncharacterized. NCBI's taxonomy places the organism in Eukaryota, Metazoa, Arthropoda, Insecta, Diptera, Culicidae. The transcript is spliced from 2 exons. The coding region runs from base 68 to 1387 and encodes 439 amino acids. The record is from RefSeq and is a predicted model, not a curated record. Gene Ontology annotation, molecular function: protein binding.